AUCCCUCUCUCUUCUAGCUCUCUCUAUGGACGAACUAGAUGGAAAAAGAGAAACACAAGAUUUCAUGAACGUUGAAUCUUUCUCUCAACUUCCAUUCUUCCGUCGUCCUCCCUCCAAAUCUAAACCCAUUCGUCUAUUCGGCAAAUAUUUCACCGGCGGAGAUUACUUCGGUGAAGACCACUCCGAGACCAACAACAAAGAAGAUAAAGAAAAAGAUGAAGAAAACCAAACCGAAGAAAACGGUAAGGACAAUAGCAUAAACAACAACAGAAGAUUCGAGUGUCGCUAUUGUUUUAGAAACUUCCCUACUUCACAAGCCCUAGGUGGUCACCAAAACGCUCACAAACGAGAACGUCAGCUCGCCAAACGCAGUGCUUCCUCUUACUUUCAUCAUCCCGACGCUAAUCUCUACGGUUACAAUCACUACCCAUCCUGGAGCAGCGGGUCAUUACCUGCCGCUAGGUUCUAUGGUGCUGGACACACUUUCGGCACGUCAUCCUCCUAUGUCACACGACCGAUCAAUGGGAGUCCAUUUGGACUGUGGCGUGUACCGCCCUCGUCAGAGGCAGCGUUUACUAGUCAUCAUGACUCUUAUAAUAACUCGACUUCAUUGUUUUUGGCCGGUUCUCAACCGCAUCCACCGUUACAUGUGGGUGGCUCUUCCGCUCAGAACCGCAUGUCCUCAUACGGGCACGGUUUGAGCCCCAGUGUAAAAGAUAAUGUGAGUCUCGAUCUUCAUCUUUAA
Messenger RNA from Brassica oleracea var. oleracea, 745 nucleotides. RefSeq names its product zinc finger protein GIS-like. NCBI's taxonomy places the organism in Eukaryota, Viridiplantae, Streptophyta, Magnoliopsida, Brassicales, Brassicaceae. Gene Ontology annotation, biological process: response to gibberellin; trichome differentiation; trichome morphogenesis. The transcript has a single exon. Gene Ontology annotation, molecular function: DNA-binding transcription factor activity. The coding region runs from base 26 to 745 and encodes 239 amino acids. The record is from RefSeq and is a predicted model, not a curated record.